Messenger RNA from Funneliformis geosporum, 1152 nucleotides. NCBI's taxonomy places the organism in Eukaryota, Fungi, Glomeromycota, Glomeromycetes, Glomerales, Glomeraceae. The record is from the annotation of a GenBank genome assembly.
AUGGAUAAUUAUGAACUGGUAGCUGCAGCCUUAUCUAAAAUUACAAACACUCAAGUGAUAACAUAUAAUGAAUAUUUAUCACAAAAAGAAACAAAUCCUGACCAAACUUUUCAAUAUUUUGAUUGUAACUUACUUCAUGAAAUAUAUCUAGUCAAAGGUGUUGUCUCUUCCAACGUUAUUGAUGUUGAAGAAAAUGAUGAUGCUAUUGUUUCUUCAUCUAAUGCUGAAGCUGAAGUUUCUACAAAUGAUUUUGAAAAGGUUUUCAUUGCGCUUUCCGGAGAAACUUUGGAAAUUAAAAAUCUAAAUGCGAAUACCACAAUUAGUCAAUUAAAAAAUAAGAUAUUUGAAUCUAAAGGAAUAGUACCGAAUGAUCAAUGGUUAACGAUCCAAAAUGUCUUUAUAAAGAACAUUUCUGGAAAGACCUUGACGGUUAAAAAUCUAAAUGCGAAAACUUCCAUAAACCAAUUGAAGAAUAGAAUUUAUGAAACUGAGGGAAUUCCACCAAAUGAACAAUACUUAAAUUAUGGUCUUAAAUCACUUCAAGACCAUCAGACUUUAAGUUUUUACGAAAUUACAAAUGAUACAACAAUAAAUUUAUCCACACGUUUACGAGGAGGAGCAUCUAAAUCGAUUGGAGUUCUGGACCGUGAUUUCUUGGAUCCACAUUACGAUUACGAUUUUACAAACAUUAAAUCUUCUGGUAGAACUUAUAUGCGUGGUAAUUAUAAAUACGUGCGACCGUAUGGAUGGAAUCGUAUCGCGAUAAGAGUUCUUGAUAAAUAUUCCGAUAAUCGUUGGCUUGGGGUAAAUAAUAGGACGAAAUUUUCGGAUUCUGUGGAAGGUGAAUGGAUAGUUAGCUUUCAUGGUACUGCAAAGAAUAAUGCGAAUUCCAUUGCGAGAGAUGGAUUCCUUCUGAGCAAAGGAAAUAGGUUUCAAUAUGGUCGUGGAGUUUAUUCUACACCGGAUAUAGAUACAGCUGCUUGUUAUGCUGAAAAGUUUGAGUAUGGAGGUGUGAAUUAUCAAGUUGUAUUUCAAAAUCGUGUGAAACCAGGUACUUUUGACGUUGUAUCAUCGGAAUCCGGAUUAAAAAUUUUUAUUUCUCGUAACGAUAAAAAUAUUAGACCUUAUGGUAUUUGCAUUAGAAAACUUUAA